UCCAAUGGCGGUGGUAUGGCUGCAUGGUCACAUAGCUCCAGCAUGCAUGGGGCCAUGGCCAUGCGGGCACUCGCGGGCUCAUUCAACCGGGAGUUCGCUGGUGCAGAGGUGUGGAGAGAGAGCUUGGCAGCAGCAGUAGCGAUGGCGUCGAACCAGCAUGGACUUGCGUCUCUUUCCUCUGCUAAACCACAAUCCAGCGCCGGAGCUACUACUACGGCGCAGCAGAGUUUCCAGCAAGGGAAGCACCAGAUGCAAGGGCAAGGACAGAUGAACUCGCACAUGCAGCACCAACAGCUGCAGAUGUUUUGGCAGCAGCAAAACCAAGAAAUGGAGCAGUUAAAUGAGAAAUCCAGCAAGUCGGAGCUGCUCAUGACACAUCUUACAGAAUUCAAGAACCACCAGCUGCCGUUAGCACGCAUCAAGAAAAUUAUGAAGUCAGAUGAAGAUGUGAAGAUGAUUGCAGCUGAGGCUCCAGUUCUGUUCGCGAAGGCAUGUGAGAUGUUUAUUUUAGAGUUGACUUUGCGGUCAUGGAUUCACACAGAAGAGAAUAAGAGGCGUACACUACAGAGAAAUGAUAUCGCUGGAGCCAUAACCAGGGGUGAUAUCUUUGAUUUUCUCGUGGAUAUUGUUCCUCGCGAUGAGCUCAAGGAAGAGGAGACAGCAGUACCUUGGUCUGGAGGUGGAGGGGAGCAGGUUCAGUAUGGAGGCAUGUUUUACCCUUCAAUGCCACCACAAUCCGUGCAUUAUCCUAUGGGGGCUCCUGAUGUGAUGGUGGUACAGUCUACAAUGCCUUCUAAUCAGCCAUCACUGUAUGCAGCGAAUCAGCAAGGAGACAUGCAGUAGCAUCCAUGGACUAUUGGGAGGAGAAAAAUAAGUAGUCCUGGUAGGAAAAUGUGUAAAAUCCCUUUUCAUUUGUUCUUUUGGAAACGGUGGUUUGCAAGGGAAGGUAGCAUGCUGCAAACUAAUGGAUGAAUUAGCCAUCGAUGCAGGUUAUCUUCCUACACAACUAGGGAGUUACACUGUAUUAAGAUGCCCUCUGUAUAUUGGCUUCACACCAUUUUUUCCUUUUUGUGUACAUGUCCACUUUACCCGUCCCAGGCUCUGGGUAAUGAGGUUGUACACUAGACUGAAGGUAACAAUAGGAGGUUACAUUGUAGACAAGUUCAUUCCAGUCGUGUACUGAGAAAGUCUUGUUAUGAAAUUAUUAUCUUUCCCUUAGUGUUGAAUAGUUCUCCAACGUAUGGAUUACAUUAUCAUCAGUAGACAGUACAUGGAAUGACUUAGAUUCUGAGAUUUAAAAUAUCCAAUUGUUAAUUUUCAUGAGCAGAUGGAAUUAAUAUGAUGGACUGAAAAGAUUCAGAUUCUCUCAAAGUUACUGGGAACAUUACUAUCCA
Molecule: messenger RNA, 1394 nt
Organism: Physcomitrium patens
Lineage: Eukaryota; Viridiplantae; Streptophyta; Bryopsida; Funariales; Funariaceae
Product: nuclear transcription factor Y subunit C-3
Biological process (GO): regulation of DNA-templated transcription
Cellular component (GO): nucleus
Molecular function (GO): protein heterodimerization activity; transcription cis-regulatory region binding
Source: RefSeq, a predicted model, not a curated record